AUGGCUGCCAAGCCUGACCGACCUCAAAACUCGCCUCGAAAGUCGUUGAAACAGAGUCUCAAGGACAUCUUCCUGCGCAAACUGCGAAAACCCCCCAGUCCGUGUGUCCGGACCGUAGGAUCUGGAAUCCUGCGCAGAGGAGGUCCUUCGGACAGUUUCAUCUCCUCCGUUUACACCUUCUCUCCUCUCGAAUCGGCCGGAAACCUCUGGAGCCCCGAUCAUCAUACUAUCUCCCGUGGCAUCCCCAAUCGAUUCCAAACACCAACAAAUAGAUCUACGAGCCGAUUUGAAGCCAGACAAUCUCUUCUGCCUGCUACAAGCCUCAGUCAUUUCAACCUCCACCAUGAUUAUCUUCAACAACUGGCAGUACCACAAGGAACGGUGCACCAAGCCAUAUCGCCCACCUUUACCUCUCUCGUAAGCCAGCAAGCGAGCAUAGCCCCCUUUUCUCCCAGUCCAAGUACUUCGUCCCUCAAACUACGAGACUCCAGUGUCAAUCUUGUGCACCGAGACUCUUUCAAGCACCUUCCAUCGCCGUCUUCUGCUCGCCAACUCCAGCAAGGCCGGGGUCAAAACAAGCAGGUCUCGUGGAAUCAGUCUGCAACGACCAGCUCCGUGUCUGUGCCCGAUCACGACUCAGAUGAAGAACAUGCGUUUAACUCUGAGGACCAUGCUGGUAUUCGGCAAGUCGAGCACUUCAAGUCCAUCUGUGUACUAGACACUGCACUGCCUGGCUGUCCGGUAGUAGCAACAUCCGAGGAGCUGAGAUACAUCUUCGAACUCGGCGAACACUUUUUUCUCAAUAGCUUUGAAUGUGAGGGAACCUCCAUCGAUAUUAUCACAGGUCAAGAUGCUGCUGGCGAACCUAUCACUCACCUCGUCCUUUUCACACCUCUCGUCAUCCCGAGCAGCGGUCGAAGUCGUUUUAUGCUUGCCAGCCUUGUCGACGUGACUCGGUUUAUUCAUGAUGCGGCCUCGCUGCCAGAACCCGACAAGGGCUCCAACCGCUCAACAAUCGUGGCCGAUUGCGAAACGCCGUUUUACACUCAAGACAUAAGAUGGAGCUUCACCGCAUGCAAAUUGUCGGCCGAAGAUCUUCUGGGAGGCUGUGUUUUGCCACAAGAUCGAGACACUCCUACCAACCCAAUCAGGGAUCCGACCGAUGAUAUCUGGGUGGACUUGGCCAAUGAAGAAAGGAGCCGAACGUCGACGGCAAGAAACACUCCAAGAUCGACACCCGGAUUCAUGGGCACCCCUAGAUCUUCAGACGCCUCAACUGCAUCGAAAACUAGCAUUACCGUGGACGACGUAUUGGAUGAUUUCAUGUCUAGCUUGCAAGAACUGUAUUCGAACUUCUUCCUUUUAGGCAAAUCCCCGCUGGACGACACUUACUUCGAGAUCUGCAAUGUCUCACCCAUGUUGUACGAGGCCGAGGACUAUAUUCACGGACAUCUCUCCCGUACAGGAGAACGGGGACUUGCCGAUUUAAGUACACGGCUGGCCUACGGAUCGCCGUUCCACGCUCGGGUCAAAUGGGGCAUGGAGGGCCAGGACAAACGUCUUUAUUGUAGUCCGCUAUACGGACACAAUUCCACCACAUGGAUUUGUUUCCUCCUGGAACCCAACACGCCGGACCUGUGGUAG
This is a messenger RNA of Capronia coronata CBS 617.96, 1644 nucleotides long. RefSeq lists its product as uncharacterized. Bases 1 to 1644 code for a protein of 547 amino acids. The transcript has a single exon. The record is from RefSeq and is a predicted model, not a curated record. Lineage: Eukaryota; Fungi; Ascomycota; Eurotiomycetes; Chaetothyriales; Herpotrichiellaceae.